AUGCGCGCGCUCGCCCUCGGCGCCGCACGACCGGCCGCGGCGCUCCUCGCUCGAGGACGACGACGACGACGGGGGCGGUCGGAUUGGACGGCGGUCGUGCGGGCGAAUUGGCGCGCCGACGUCGAGUUCGCGCGCGCGCGCGUGCGGGCGAACGAUCUCGAGGCGACGACGUCGAACGGGACAGCGCUCCGUAAGCUGACGCUUGAUGUCGGUCGGGAGGACGCGAAGGCGUUCGCGCGCGCUGGGCAAUUCGUCCAAGCGCGGACGUCGUCGGAGACCGCGGCGGCGUUCAUCGCCAUCGCGAGCGCGCCGGGGGAAUUCGACGAUGGGUUCGAGUUGUUGAUCAAGGCGCAGGUGGGGAGCGCGGCGAACGCAAUCGCGGACGUUGACGCCGGCGGCGAGCUCGAGGUGACGGUGGCCAUGGGGAAGGGGUUCGAUGUGAGCUCGGUGAGCGGGAAGAAGAAGGCAGUCUUGAUCGCGACGGGGAGCGGUAUCUCGCCGAUUCGAUCGCUGUUAAGAAGCGGCGCUCUGGACGGGGCGGAGAGCACGCUGUAUUACGGGACGUCGAACGAGAAGGCGACGGCGUUUUUGAAGGAAUCGGAAUCGUGGCCGUGUGAGAUCGUCCGGGUGUACUCAGAGGAUAGCGGGAAGUACGUGCAGGACGUCUUGCGCGAGGACGUGGCGAGCGGUAAGAUUGACGCAUCGGAGACGUUCGCCGCGCUGUGCGGACAAAAAGAGAUGACAAUGGCCGCGAUCGAGAUCUUGACCGGCGCCGGCGUUCCUCGCGAGGCGUGCCUGAUGAACUUUUAA
Molecule: messenger RNA, 810 nt
Organism: Ostreococcus tauri
Lineage: Eukaryota; Viridiplantae; Chlorophyta; Mamiellophyceae; Mamiellales; Bathycoccaceae
Product: Oxidoreductase FAD/NAD(P)-binding
Exons: 1
Coding region: 1-810 (269 amino acids)
Molecular function (GO): oxidoreductase activity
Source: RefSeq, a predicted model, not a curated record